Molecule: messenger RNA, 1453 nt
Organism: Balearica regulorum gibbericeps (East African grey crowned-crane)
Lineage: Eukaryota; Metazoa; Chordata; Aves; Gruiformes; Gruidae
Product: kazal-type serine protease inhibitor domain-containing protein 1
Biological process (GO): regulation of cell growth; regulation of signal transduction
Cellular component (GO): extracellular region
Molecular function (GO): insulin-like growth factor binding
Source: RefSeq, a predicted model, not a curated record
GGCUCAAGGAGACACUGAGCAAACGGCUUUUCAGAGAGCUUCAACUCAGCUGUCAGAAGGGGCAGUUUGGUUUCUGUGCAAGCAAUACUCGCAUUCCAAACUGCAUUAGAGAAAAGCCGGUGGGUUUGUAUGUAUUUUUAUUAUCAGUUCCAGAUUAGGAAUCUGAUGCUGAUUUCUUCUUAAAGCCUGUGUUUGCAGGUGAAUUUAUAUUCUAAAACAAAAAAAAGGAUGGUGAUGUUUUUCUCUCACUAGCUCGCUCUUUUGUUUUUCUUUUUCUUUUUCUUCCCCUGGCUUUACUCCAAGGACCUUUUCUGCUUGUUCAUUACAUUCUCAAGAUGAAGCACCCCAUGGUUACAGCAGUGCUGGUAGUACUGGUGCAGGUUUCUCAGAGUUUCCCUGCCUUGUACCACCGAGGUUGGUGGAGGCUGUUACGGGAAGGAGAUAGUUGUGGAAAAUGUGAUUUGGCACUUUGCUCUGAGCCUAAAGACUGUCCAGCCGGGACUGUAUUGGACCGUUGUGGCUGCUGUCCUGAAUGUGGAAACGUGGAAGGUCAGAUCUGCGACUUGGAUCAGGGCAAUCAUUUUUAUGGGCAAUGUGGGGAGAACCUCGAGUGCAGGCUGGAUGCUGAUGAAGCAAGGUUUGGGGAAGUCCCCGAGCCCCAGUGUGUAUGCAAGUCUCAAGAGAGUAUCUGCGGACCCGAAGGUAAAACCUAUGAGAACAUCUGUCAAUUCAACAAGGCUUAUGCUAUGAAAAGAAAUAUCAGCAUGAAACAUAAAGGACCAUGUGAAUCAGCUCCUGUUAUUUCUAUGCCACCUCAGGAUGUCCAGAAUUUCACAGGCAAUGAUGUCAUUUUUGGCUGUGAGGUGUCAGCCUAUCCUAUGCCACACCUUGAAUGGAAAAAAAAGGGGAAUAAAAUGUUUCUGCCAGGAGAUGAUGCCCACAUCUCAGUACAGGCAAGAGGUGGGCCUCAGAAGUAUGGUGUUACAGGCUGGCUGCAGAUUCAAGGCCUCAAAAAAUCAGAUGAAGGCGUUUACAUCUGCCACACCAAAAAUAAGUAUGGUGCAACAUACGCCUCUGCAAGAUUGAAAGUCAUUGAUGGCUCAUCUCCUGCAUUUGCAUAUACUGCUGGCAGUAGAAGUGCAAGCUACAGCAUUGAAUAUGGGGACUAUUAUGACCAUUCUGAUGAUGAAGAUGAUGAAGAAUAUGAAUCUGGGGACUAUGAAAAUUGAAACAACUCUGAAUAAUAAUUUGUAUAUAUUUGUUGUCCAAUACCUUUCACACUGUUAUAUUUACUAGUAGUCUCUAUGCUGUAAACGGCUCCUCUGACAACACACAUAUUCACUUGUGUAUCCACCUUCCUGAAAUUCAACUUUGGCUGAAGUAUAUCAUGCUACUUAUCAGAAAUAAGAACAGUUGUAAAUUCAUACAUUUAGUCUGUUAAAUAAAAUUCUUA